Messenger RNA from Penicillium oxalicum, 1716 nucleotides. RefSeq lists its product as uncharacterized. The coding region runs from base 1 to 1716 and encodes 571 amino acids. The record is from RefSeq and is a predicted model, not a curated record. The transcript is spliced from 7 exons. Gene Ontology annotation, cellular component: membrane. Gene Ontology annotation, molecular function: carbohydrate:proton symporter activity. Gene Ontology annotation, biological process: carbohydrate transport; transmembrane transport. Lineage: Eukaryota; Fungi; Ascomycota; Eurotiomycetes; Eurotiales; Aspergillaceae.
AUGGCUCCUGCAGGUGGUGCCCACGCCUUGUCGGCCAAACGCCGGCAAUUUGCCGGCAAGUCGGGCUUCAAAGGCCUAGUCAGCAAUGGAAGAACCUUUGCGAUUGCUCUGUUUGCCUCGUUGGGUGGCUUUGUGUAUGGAUACAAUCAAGGAAUGUUCUCUUCUAUCUUGACCAUGACCGCUUUUCAGAAUCGGAUUCAAGGGUAUGCUGCCGAGGAAGGUGCCAGACAGGCGAUUACGACUGCGAUUCUUGAACUUGGAGCCUGGAUUGGUACAUUGGUAAACGGCUAUCUUGCCGACGCCAUCGGUCGUCGCAUGACUUGCAUCGUCGCUGUCGGUGUCUUUACUGUGGGUGUUAUUGUGCAGGCGACCACCGCCUCGGUGAGCUACGUGCUCGCCGGUCGUUUCGUGACUGGUCUGGGUGUGGGUAGUUUGAGUAUGAUUGUGCCAUUGUACAAUGCUGAGCUGGCUCCGCCCGAGAUUCGAGGAUCUCUAGUCGCCGUUCAGCAAUUGGCUAUCACUUUCGGUAUCAUGAUCAGUUUCUGGAUUGGCUAUGGAUGCAACUACAUCGGCGGAACUGGCGAGAGCCAGUCCGAUGCUGCCUGGUUGAUCCCCGUCUGCAUUCAGUUGAUUCCCGCGCUGGCCCUGGGUGCAGGAAUGGCCCUCUUCAUGCCGCAGUCACCCCGUCAUCUUAUCAAUCAAGGACACGAGGAGGAGUGUUUAGAGGUCCUGGCGUGGCUGCGCAAUAAGUCACCCGACGAUAUCGGCGUGCGCGUCGAAUUCCUGGAGGUGAAGGCCAUGUACUUGUUUGAGAAGGAGACCGCUGCCGCCAAGUAUCCCCAGUAUCAGGAUGGAACGACCAAAAGCAAGAUUGCAAUUCUCGUCAACGACUACAAGUCACUCUUGACCAACCCAUCUUUGUUUAAGCGAUCGGCCGUCGCAUGCUUGGUCAUGACUUUUCAGCAAUGGAACGGAAUCAACGCCAUCAACUAUUAUGCGCCAUUCAUCUUUAAUGGUAUCGGCUUGCAGGGUAACGAGCUCGAUCUUCUCGCCACUGGUGUCGUGGGAAUCAUGGAGUUUGUCUUCACUAUUCCCGCUGUUCUAUAUGUUGACAAAUUUGGACGCAAGAGUAUCCUGAUCGCUGGUGCGAUUGGAAUGGCAUCUUGUCACUUCAUCGUGGCCGGAAUCAUUGGGGCCUACCAGAAUGACUUCGACAAUCACAAGACCGCAGCUUGGGUUGGUGUGGCUUUCAUCUGGAUUUACAUCAUCAACUUUGCCUAUUCCUGGGGCCCGGUCGCGUGGAUCGUCGUGUCUGAGGUCUUCCCCUUGUCCAUGCGUGCCAAGGGUGUUGCGCUUGGUGGCAGCAGCAACUGGCUCAACAACUUUGCCGUCGCGAUGGCUACCUCGCCUUUCAUCAAGAGCACCCAGUUUGGUGCAUUCAUCUUCUUCGGUGCGAUCACCACCAUUGGCGCCCUUUAUGUCUACUUCUUGGUGCCGGAGACCAAGGGACGUACCCUUGAGGAGAUGGACGAGUUGUUCGGUGCCACCGGUAUCGCCCGUGCCGACGAGGAGCGUAAAGAGCGCAUUGAACGAGAGAUCGGCCUUAUCGCUCUUCUUGGAGGUAAUGAGUCGGCGGAGCCCAAGGCUGAUUCUGUGCCUGGAAAUGAUGGGAAUGUUCAUCAAGAGUACACUGAGCUUCCUCGCGAGAAAGCUUGA